Marasmius oreades (fairy-ring Marasmius) is the source of this 2045-nucleotide messenger RNA. RefSeq lists its product as uncharacterized. Gene Ontology annotation, molecular function: aspartate kinase activity. Bases 78 to 1892 code for a protein of 604 amino acids. NCBI's taxonomy places the organism in Eukaryota, Fungi, Basidiomycota, Agaricomycetes, Agaricales, Marasmiaceae. The transcript has 7 exons. The record is from RefSeq and is a predicted model, not a curated record. Gene Ontology annotation, biological process: amino acid biosynthetic process.
CUUUCCCCCUCUCCCCAUGUACAUAGCACGCAAUACUCAAACUUCUUCAUCAAGUCCUUGCUAAGAGCAUCACAGUAAUGUCGAGUGAUACCCAUUCUUCAGCGUCUACUCCGCCCUCUUCUCCUCCAAAAACGCCUCCCAACUUGCAUCAGAACAGUAUCGAUCCCGGGUCUAGAUGGCUCGUGCAAAAAUUUGGGGGAACGAGUGUUGGGAAGUACCCAGUGCGCAUAGCUAGAGACGUUGUUUCGAACUAUAUUGAUUCGAACAAGGUCGCAAUAGUAUGCUCUGCACGUUCGGGAUCAACGAAAACACUUGGGACGACCAACUUGCUCCUGAGAGCAGCCUCAGAAGCUCUGAAACGUCCACCAAGAGGUCCGAAAUCUGCUGCACCAGGUGCAUCCACACCUCAUGGGCUUGGUCUGUUCGGGCAAGUUAAGGAGAUGCCUUCAUCUCCAUCGCUUCCCAGUUCACCGCGGAGCAGGUCUUCGUCCGGUCAUGAAACAAAUCCUUUGUCGCUAUCCCCUUUGACUGUUCCCAGUGCCGGCCAAACGACGGUGACCUUUAACGUUACCGUUGAUCUCAUCCGAGAAGAACAUUACAAGGCUGCCAAAGAAUCUAUCGAGGACGAAGACAUUCGUAAAGAACUGGAAGAGGAGGUCGAUAGGGACUGUGAUUGGCUGCGGAGCUUUCUUUUUGCCUCACAAGUUAUCGAUGAAAUUUCGCCUCGAUCGAAAGACAGUAUUAUCGGCGUGGGAGAACGAUUGGCUUGCAAGCUCAUGACAGCUGUGCUACGGGACCAGGGUAUCGAUGCCGAAUACGUCUCUUUAGAAGACAUCGUUCCUGAAUGUGACGAAACCGACACGCAAUUGGGACAAGGUUUCUAUGAUCGUGUCGCAGCUGCUGUCGGAGAGCGAGUCAGGCAGUGUGGUCGACGAGUUCCUGUAGUAACUGGCUUCUUUGGACCCGUUCCCGGCUCACUUCUCACUCAAGUCGGUCGUGGGUAUACAGACUUAUUAUCAGCACUGCUCGCCGUUGGUCUGCAAGCCGCUGAAUUGCAGAUAUGGAAAGAAGUGGACGGCAUCUUCACAGCCGAUCCACGUAAGGUUCCCACUGCUCGAGUCCUGCCUAUCAUCACCCCGGACGAAGCCGCAGAACUAACUUAUUACGGGAGCGAAGUCGUACACCCAUUCACCAUGGAACAGGUUAUUCGCCGCAAAAUACCUAUCCGUAUCAAGAAUGUUGAAAACCCCCCGGGAGCAGGUACUGUUAUAUAUCCUGACCCUGACGUGGUGGACGCAUCUCAAGAAGCUGGGGCUCUCGCCAAUGGCGUCCCAGAACCUAUUUCAUCCAAAGUUUUACAUGACGCAGCGAUGAUAUCACUUUUCCUGCAAGACGAAUUGAAAAAGCUUCCUACAGCCGUUACUAUCAAGGAAAACAUUCUCGUCAUCAAUAUCAACUCGAACAGGAAAAGCGUAUCUCAUGGGUUCUUCGCCGGCAUUUUUGAAACGCUGGAUAGAUUUGGGGUAGUGGUGGAUUUGAUUAGCACGAGUGAAGUGCAUGUCAGUAUGGCUAUCGAGGAUUCGGUAGCCCCAAAAAUACUUGCUCGACUUGUUUCGGAGUUGAAGAAAAGUGGAAUGGUCACCGUGCAUUCGAACAUGGCGAUCCUGUCGUUGGUUGGCAAGCAAAUGCGUCAUCUUGUCGGCGUUGCUGGACGCAUGUUCACGACUCUCGGUCAAGGGAACGUCAAUAUUGAGAUGAUCAGCCAGGGUGCUAGUGAAAUCAAUAUUUCGUGUGUCAUAGAGAGAAGGGAUGCAGUUAAGGCGUUGAAUCUGAUACAUCAGAGCUGCUUACAGAUACCACCGCCGAGUAGAGUGGGGCCAUGGUUAUUCUAACACUGACAUGCCACUAACAUGUUGCAGUGGUGCUGAAUAUGUAUUGAGCAUUCUAACUUAAGCAUCCAAUGUACACAAAUUAGAAGCUUUAGGACAGUUUCGAGAAGCCCGCAUAUUGUCCCACUCCACCAACAGCGAUCGUAUUUGCGCAAG